This is a messenger RNA of Malus domestica (apple), 1745 nucleotides long. The record is from RefSeq and is a predicted model, not a curated record. Lineage: Eukaryota; Viridiplantae; Streptophyta; Magnoliopsida; Rosales; Rosaceae.
CCCCCCCCCCCCUUCCUCUCUCUCGUUCUAUGUGCUCAGAGAUGCAGAGUUUUAGAGAGAAAUAGAAACCGACUGUAACAAGAUUUUGUUAUUGUGCAAAAUCUGUGUGUGAGUGAGUGACUGCUGUACUUACUCAACUAUCUCUGAGUUUAUAUGAGGAUGCGUGAAGUGAAGCAAAAACACAAAUCCACGUCUCACUCUCUCUCUCUCUCUCUCUCUCUCUCUUUCUCUCUCUCUCCCUCCUGUGCAAGCCAUGCUUUGAUGUUGUUGUUGCUCAGUAGAUGAAGAUCAUCAUCUUUCCAUCAUCAUGAUAAGAUAGCCUAGCCUCUCCUUUUCCACUAUUUUCUCUCCACCCACAAGAUUAAUAGCCACAUAGAUUAAAAAAAAAAAAAAAAAAAAAAUUUAGCCACACCCAUCUCUCUCUCUCUCUCUCUCUCUCUCUCUCUCUCUAAAGAGCUUUUUCCACUCAUGGCUGAGGGUUUCGAACCCUACCAUGUGCCUCAACAGAGCAGAAGGGACAAGCUCAGGGUCCUGGCGGGUCAAACCCAACCGGGUUGCCUCCAACCCGGAUCACCAUCUCCUCCUCCUCCACAUCUCCACCACGCUUUGCUCCCUCUUUCAUACGAUCCCACCACCACCUUCAUCUCCUCUUCCUCAGGUUUGCUCACGUGCGCCGACCCCGCCGUGAAAGAAGAGGGUAGUCAUCAUCACGUGAUCGACCACUUGAUGGGUUUUGCUUCCAAUUCCACCUCUUCUACUUUUCGCCACAACAACCACCACCAUCCCUACAUGGAUCCACAAUUCCCUCUCACUCCCACCGCCGCCGUUCAAGAAAUCAACGCCAACCCAUUUCUGUACCCCCCUCAAAACCUCCACCCCCUCAGAGAUUUCGACCACCAGCAACCUCCCUACGACAAUCAAGUAGUCGUCUUCAAACCAGAGCCUCUCUCUUUGUCCCUCUCUUCUUCCCAACCCACCAACCAGCACACCCAGCAAACCCAGAACAACACAAACAACAACAAUCUCCAGAGAUUUUCUUCGCCUGGGAUUAAUUAUGAUUCACUCCAUUCUGGCGUUAGUGUUGCUUUUGUCCCUUUUGGACCGUUCACGGGGUACGCUUCGAUUCUGAAGGGAUCUAGGUUUUUAAAGCCGGCGCAGCAUUUGCUGGAGGAGUUUUGCGAUGUGGGCAGUCGUGAAAUUUACAGCGCAAAAGUCUUGCCGCUGGAGGAUUCCUCCUUUUUUGACCCUCCUAUUGAGAGCUUUGGUGACGACGACUCACAGAUGGCUGGGGGAGACGGCGGUGAGAGUAGAAGGCAAAAUUCCAGACUAAUUUCCAUGCUCGACGAGGUUUAUAGGAGGUACAAGCAAUACUAUCAACAGAUGCAGGCAGUGGCAAGGUCAUUUGAGUAUGUUGCUGGGCUUGGAAAUGCUGCUCCUUAUGCAAACUUAGCGAUAAAAGCCCUGGCUAGACAUUUUAAGUGUUUGAAGAAUGCUAUCACCGAGCAGCUUCACUUUAGAAGUCGGAAUGCUACUCAUUUAAGACAUGAAAAAGAUGGAAAUCCAAUACUUCAUAGCAGAAGUGCUAAUGGCCAGAGGUCCCUUCAUAACUCUGAGUUUCUGGAGCACCAGCCUGUUUGGAGACCACAAAGGGGUCUUCCUGAGCGCGCCGUUACUGUUCUUAGGGCCUGGUUGUUUGAACACUUCCUGCAUCCGUAAGUAAUUAUUGAGUUACUUGACAGUUUGUU